UGGAGCUGCUGAGUGUUGGCUCACGAUGAAUAAGCUGCCCUGGCAAACACACACACGCAGUGUCCUCUAUUAAAGGAAUACAUGUGCAGAAUAUAUGUAAAAGUUGUGUGCUUUAGAUUAACUUGAUUUAAUAUAUGUGGCGUGAAGGGAUGAAAAGAAUGUGCCCCUGUCCAAAAGACCCAUGGAAGAUGGAUGCACAUACACACGAGUCUGGCCAGAGCUCACUAUGCAUCCACAGAAGACCAAGAAGAUGGAUGGAGCACGGAGGAGAUGCUGUAGAAUUUUAGGGGCUCCAAAUCCAGAAGAUCCAGAAAUACAGAAUGUCGCCCUCCAGUGAUGUAGCUGAGAAUUGUGACUAAACCAAUUUAUUUCUUUCGAAGCAUCGUGUCCACAUUGGCAAGUUUGAGCAUCACCAUCAAGCACGCGAAACCUCUCGGUUGACUCGUCAGACAUCAUUUAUUAAACCGAGUAAGAGUAAGAAUGCUGGAAAACACGGCGCGAACGUGAAAGGAAGCUAAUGUAGAAGACUCGUUGCUAACAAAGAUGGCUGUUGGUUGACACUGGAAAGAACGUGAUGAUGAUGAUGAUGAGAGAAAGAGAGGAGGAAGGUAACGAGUAAUCACGAGAAGCCAAACACGACGUGAAUGGUAACAGGACCACGCCACCUUUCCCAGAAGACGCACACAUGGUCAUGUUUGGCAUGGGCUGCUUCUGGGGGGCGGAGAGGAAGUUAUGGAGGCAGAAAGGAGUUUAUUCCACUCAGGUGGGCUACGCCGGAGGGUACACACCCAACCCUACCUACAAGGAAGUGUGCUCAGGUAUGACAGGCCAUGCUGAGGUGGUCAGAGUGGUCUUCCAUCCAAACCAGAUCUCCUUCGCCAGCCUGCUCAAAGUCUUCUGGGAAAGCCAUGAUCCCACUCAAGGCAUGCGUCAGGGCAACGACGUGGGGACGACAUACCGCUCUGCCAUCUACGCCUACACACAGCAGCAGCUGGAGGAGGCGCUGGCGUCCCGAGAUCAGUACCAGAAGGCUCUGACUGAGGAAGGUUUUGGAAUCAUCACAACAGAGAUUGCAGAGGGCAAAGACUUUUACUACGCUGAGGACUACCACCAGCAGUACCUGAGUAAAAACCCAGAUGGCUACUGUGGGCUGGGCUCCACAGGAGUCUCCUGUCCAAUAGGAAUCAAGGAGAAGGCGUAGGUAGCCAAUCACAGCCAAGGCUCGUCAUUCAAAACAUUUUCUUCUGCGUUUCAUGCUGAAAUAAACAUGUAUCUUUAAA
This is a messenger RNA of Dunckerocampus dactyliophorus (ringed pipefish), 1280 nucleotides long. RefSeq names its product methionine sulfoxide reductase Aa (gene msraa). Bases 686 to 1201 code for a protein of 171 amino acids. Lineage: Eukaryota; Metazoa; Chordata; Actinopteri; Syngnathiformes; Syngnathidae. The transcript is spliced from 6 exons. Gene Ontology annotation, biological process: cellular response to oxidative stress. Gene Ontology annotation, cellular component: cytoplasm. Gene Ontology annotation, molecular function: peptide-methionine (S)-S-oxide reductase activity. The record is from RefSeq and is a predicted model, not a curated record.